CAUUAGCCCAGUUCAUCGUCCGGUAAUGUUUCGAGUCUUCCUUGACAACCCUGCUAUUCGAGUUGUUCAGAUUCGGGUGUCAUUGAAGCGCUCGACGUUCUCCAGACCCCUGGCAUCCCUAGUCAUGAUGGCCUCAGUCAUCUCAAUAAUGCGGCGGUCUAUACUCCUCAGUCUCAUCCUCGCCCGCCCGGGUGGCGCGGUAGUUCGCUUCCAUUGCUCUCAGCUCGUAGUCGAGAGACUCGAUCCGCUGGUCAAUCCUGGCUUGGUGCCCUCAAGCCAUGUUCAUCAAAUCGUCGGCGGUGUUUGUGCAAUGCCCAAUAUCUGUGUCAUAGCUGAGCUGAAGCUGAGGGUUAGGAACUGAUGGUGUCUUGACGAUAGGACGCCUUCAACGCCACGAUGGACCCGGCAAAGGACCUGCCAAACGAAUCGACCUGCACCACUUGUCAGUUCAGUGAAGACUUUUCCAACUACUGGACUGCGGUGCUGUAUUUCCGGGCACAGAACGGCAGCUACAAGCGCGUGCCCCAGCGAGGAAACAACCAGUUCGAAAAGGCCAACGGCGGCCUCACCAUCUACUACAUGCAAGACGCCAUUUACGACCAUGGGCAGCGAUCAAAGGUCAAGGCGUUCCAGCCGGGCUUCCGCAUGUUCAUCGGCGACAUCUCCGCCCGCACACUCCCCUCCGCCGCCCGCUUCCGCCAGCUGACCUACGUGUGCAUGGACACAUGGGUGACCCGCUCCCCAGAAACCAUGGCCUUCCCAACGCGGAAAUGCAAAGAAGGGAUCAUGACCUCAACUCGCUUCCCGACCUGCUGGGACGGCAAGAACCUUGACAGCCCCGACCACAUGUCGCACAUGAGCUACCCAGAGACAGGGACCUUUGAGAGCGGCGGGCCGUGUCCAGCCAGCCACCCGGUCCGCACGGGACAGGUCAUGUACGAGGUUGUCUGGGAUACCAGGCCGUUUAAUGACCUGGAAUGGCCUGCCGACGGGAGCAGUCCGUUUGUGUGGUCGUUUGGGGAUGCCACGGGGUAUGGCGCCCAUGGGGAUUAUGUGUUUGGGUGGAAGGGGGAUGCGCUGCAGAGGAUUUUGGAUACGCCGUGCUGGUUUGAUAAGCCUGCGAACUGUGUGAGUGAGUCUGGGUCGAGGGUGCAGAGUAUUGAGAGUAUGAAUAAGUGUAGUAAGGGGAGGGUGGUGGAUGAGGAUGUUGAUGGGUGGUUGGAUGAGCUUCCUGGGGGGCAUCAGGCCGAUUAUGGUCCAGCUCACAGGAAGUAGGCUAGCCAUCUGCAGUCGCUGUGGUACCACGGGGGUGUUGACAGCUUCAUGUACUACUAGUAGUAGCGUGUAGAGUUAGACAUGGAGCUUGCGUGUAUUUCGACGAGCGCCCGAAAUAUUCCACG
Messenger RNA from Canariomyces notabilis, 1400 nucleotides. RefSeq lists its product as uncharacterized. Bases 397 to 1275 code for a protein of 292 amino acids. The record is from RefSeq and is a predicted model, not a curated record. The transcript has 3 exons. Lineage: Eukaryota; Fungi; Ascomycota; Sordariomycetes; Sordariales; Chaetomiaceae.